Glarea lozoyensis ATCC 20868 is the source of this 966-nucleotide messenger RNA. RefSeq lists its product as uncharacterized. Lineage: Eukaryota; Fungi; Ascomycota; Leotiomycetes; Helotiales; Helotiaceae. The record is from RefSeq and is a predicted model, not a curated record. The transcript is spliced from 2 exons. Bases 1 to 966 code for a protein of 321 amino acids.
AUGGCGGCGCUGUCGCGUGCCGCUCAGGAGAGACUUUUCGUGCUCGGAAUUGGCAUCGGAGCAGUUGUUGCUCUUAAAUGUAUGCGCAAGUUACUAAUUUAUUACCGCGAUAAUGCUAUCCUACCACCCGUCGAGAACAAACCUCAGUAUAUUACGCAAAACGUAGAGGAUGCUUUGAAGGUCUCAACACUUGACAAGCUUCUGGACAGCCCUAACUACUGUAUCCAAGAGACCACAGCAAUCAUCGUUUGCGAACGAGCACUUCACGAUGACGAUGCGCUGAACACCAUUCUCCACUGCGCGACUCGACCGGACUAUGACACGAGAGAAAAAGGCAUUCGAAGUCUGACCUAUGUCGUAAACAGUUCUACCAUCCAUUUACUCAACAAACCUAAAACUUACACUGCACUCGUCAAAUCCCUAGAAUACAGCCUCAAAGAUUACGAACAUGCAAAGUAUGACAAAGAGUGGGACAACUGGCAGCUUCGUGAUAGCCUGGAGCAAGAGUGUUUGCUGCUCUUGGGUCAGCUAGUCGAGAAAUUCGGGGUGGAGAGUCUAAUCAAAGCCAAGUUUGUAGAGCGGUGGCUAGCAAAGGAACAUUGGGGGGAAGACGACCGAGAACGGCAAAUCAACUUCCUCGAAUCGCUGCGGACGCGGAACCAGUUGAACGAGCUCACGUUACCUCUAAUUCGAGACGUAAAUGGACGGUCGCAACUUUGCAAGAACAAAUUACUCCCUUUAGAUUUUGAAUGGGAUCUUCCAAGUGCCAGAGAUGUCAGGAUGACGAACGGUGAAGGGACGUCUGGAGAGGAAUGGGAAGGAAUGCUGGUUGAGGGGCGGAGACGAAGAGACCAGAGCUCGGAAGAAGAUAUCAUAAGAAGACGAAACCGAGAAGCAAUGGUACUAAAUGAUGGGACGCGGCCGCUGGGGAGGGACGAUAUCAUCCAGCGAUCGACUACAAUUUGA